This is a messenger RNA of Meriones unguiculatus (Mongolian gerbil), 4736 nucleotides long. It is a transcript of the gene Cmip, whose product is annotated as c-Maf inducing protein. The transcript is spliced from 21 exons. The record is from RefSeq and is a predicted model, not a curated record. Lineage: Eukaryota; Metazoa; Chordata; Mammalia; Rodentia; Muridae. The coding region runs from base 406 to 2727 and encodes 773 amino acids. Gene Ontology annotation, cellular component: cytosol; nucleoplasm.
CGGCCCCCGCCCGCAGCACACACUCGCGGACGGACGCGGACACACGCACCGCACAGCGCGCCCGCGCGAGGCCGAGACACGCCCGCGCCCGCCGUCCCAGGCGCCGCCCCCGCCCCCGGAGGACCCGAUCCUCUCUGCGCCCCGCGAUCGCUUGCCGCCCGCGCCGCAGUCGCCAACCCGUUCGCGCCGGCAUGCGCCCCAGUAGCUAGAAGGAAGCAGCCCAGGAAGCGCCCCGCGCGCCCCCGCCCGCCCCCGCGCGCUCCCGUUCGUCCCCGCGGGGCGCCCCCAGCCCACGCCCCCCCCACCUUCCCGGCGGUGGGGGGGUGCGGGCCCUCCGCGGGGGCCCCGCCGGCCCGGCCCCACGCCAGCCGCGAUCGCGCGCGCGGCCCCCGCCCCGGCGCGGCCAUGGAUGUGACGAGCAGCUCGGGCGGCAGCGACCCCCGGCAGAUCGAGGAGACCAAGCCGCUGCUAGGGAGCGACGUGUCGGGCCCCGAGGGCACCAAGGUGAUGGGCGCCGUGCCUUGCCGCCGGGCCCUGCUGCUGUGCAACGGGAUGAGGUACAAGCUGCUGCAGGAGGGCGACAUUCAGGUCUGUGUCAUCCGGCACCCUCGGACCUUCCUCAGCAAGAUCCUCACCUCCAAAUUCCUGAGGCGCUGGGAGCCGCACCACCUAACGCUGGCCGACAACAGCUUGGCGUCCGCUACGCCGUCUGGGUACAUGGAAAACUCAGUCUCCUACAGCGCCAUUGAAGACGUUCAGCCGCUGUCCUGGGAGAACGCCCCGAAGUACUGUUUACAGCUCACGAUCCCCGGAGGGACCGUCCUGCUGCAGGCUGCCAACAGCUACCUGCGAGAUCAGUGGUUCCAUUCUCUGCAGUGGAAGAAAAAGAUUUACAAAUACAAGAAAGUCCUGAGUAACCCGAGCCGCUGGGAGGUUGUCUUGAAGGAGAUACGGACACUGGUGGACAUGGCCCUCACGUCCCCAUUGCAGGAUGAUUCCAUCAACCAGGCCCCACUGGAAAUCGUCUCAAAGCUGCUCUCAGAGAACACAAACCUGACCACUCAGGAGCACGAGAACAUAAUCGUGGCAAUUGCGCCUCUGCUGGAAAACAACCACCCACCACCAGAUCUCUGCGAAUUCUUCUGCAAGCACUGCAGAGAGAGGCCCCGGUCCAUGGUGGUCAUUGAGGUGUUCACCCCGGUGGUUCAGAGGAUCCUUAAGCAUAACAUGGACUUCGGGAAGUGCCCAAGGCUGAGGCUCUUCACCCAGGAGUACAUUCUCGCCCUGAAUGAGCUCAAUGCAGGCAUGGAGGUGGUAAAGAAGUUCAUUCAGAGCAUGCAUGGCCCCACAGGGCACUGCCCACAUCCCCGGGUCCUGCCCAACCUCGUGGCUGUGUGCCUGGCUGCUAUUUACUCCUGCUAUGAAGAGUUCAUCAACAGCCGCGACAACUCCCCCAGCCUGAAGGAGAUCCGGAACGGCUGCCAGCAGCCGUGCGACCGGAAGCCCACCUUACCUCUGCGCCUGCUGCACCCCAGCCCAGACCUGGUGUCUCAGGAAGCCACGCUGUCCGAGCCACGGCUCAAGUCAGUGGUCGUGGCCUCCAGCGAGGUCCACGUGGAGGUGGAACGCACCAGCACUGCCAAGCCGGCGCUGACAGCCAGCACGGGCAACGACAGUGAGCCCAACCUCAUCGACUGCCUCAUGGUGAGCCCGGCCUGCGGCACCAUGAGCAUUGAGCUGGGCCCUCAGGCCGGCCGCACACUCGGCUGCCACGUGGAAAUCCUCAAGCUGCUGUCCGACUAUGAUGACUGGAGACCGUCUCUGGCCAGCUUGCUUCAACCCAUUCCAUUCCCCAAAGAAGCUCUCGCACACGAGAAGUUCACAAAGGAGCUGAAGUAUGUGAUUCAGAGGUUUGCAGAAGAUCCAAGACAGGAAGUCCACUCAUGCCUGCUGAGCGUGCGGGCAGGCAAGGAUGGCUGGUUCCAGCUCUACAGCCCCGGAGGGGUGGCCUGUGAUGAUGAUGGGGAGCUAUUUGCCAGCAUGGUGCACAUCCUCAUGGGCUCCUGUUACAAGACCAAAAAGUUUCUGCUCUCGCUGGCAGAAAACAAGCUGGGCCCCUGCAUGCUCCUGGCGCUGAGAGGGAACCAAACCAUGGCGGAGAUCCUGUGUCUGAUGCUGGAGUACAACAUCAUUGACAACAACGACACCCAGCUGCAGAUCAUCUCCACACUGGAGAGCACGGACGUGGGCAAGCGCAUGUACGAGCAGCUGUGCGACCGGCAGCGGGAGCUGAAGGAGCUGCAAAGAAAAGGCGGGCCCACCAGGCUAACACUGCCCUCCAAGUCCACGGAUGCGGACCUGGCCCGCCUGCUGAGCUCUGGCUCCUUUGGAAACCUGGAGAACCUCAGCUUGGCCUUCACCAACGUCACCAGUGCCUGCGCCGAGCACCUCAUCAAACUGCCUUCCCUCAAGCAGCUCAAUCUGUGGUCCACGCAGUUUGGAGACGCCGGCCUGCGGCUCCUGUCGGAACACCUCACUAUGCUCCAGGUGCUGAACCUGUGUGAGACCCCCGUCACCGACGCGGGCCUGCUGGCCCUCAGCUCCAUGAAGAGUCUUUGCAGUUUAAAUAUGAACAGCACCAAGCUCUCGGCUGAUACCUAUGAGGAUCUGAAGGCCAAGCUUCCUAAUCUGAAGGAGGUUGAUGUCCGCUACACGGAAGCCUGGUGAAGCCCCCUGUGUGCACAGGAUGGGGUCGCACAAAAAAAAAAAAAAGAAAGAAAGAAAGAAAGAAAGAAAGAAAGAAAAACCGACUCUUGACUAAUAGCCGUAGAGCAGUGGGUCCUGGGGUGGCCCCAGCACCUGACUGUGGGAUAGAUGGGGGAGUCUUGGGGGGCGGAGGGGGGAGGGGUGGGGGAUCCUCAGCACGCCCAGCCCCCGCCUAAUUCUUAGAGCUUCAUAUCGGAACCUUUGACCUUGAUCAAAAGCGGCCUUGGUGGCAACAAGUGGAGGAACAAGCGGGUAGGGAGGGCGGGGGAGGGGCGGGCGGGGAUCCCUGUGUGGAUUUUCUUUGCCUUUGUCGUGUGAUGCCCUGUGUGGGGGCAUUCAUCCAGCCUGAUGCCAUCGACUCGGGCCAGAAGGAGGACGCUUUCUUCCGGGAGGUGCACCGAGCCGAGAUUUCGCCCCUGCCAUUGGGACAGGAAUACCCAGUCAUGUCUGCCCAUCGUCCUUUGUCCCCACCAUCGCUAUGCAAAGUGGUUCUUGUACAUAAGAUUUAAAUAACGCACCUAUUUAAGAAAUGUUGACAAAUUGCGGGUCUGGGACCCGCUCUUAUUUAUGAAGUCUUUGACCGGCCCUCCCUCCCCACCUGCCCCUGGCCUGUAGUACUGUCUGGACCAGUCAGCUGUCGGGUUAGUGCUAGUGGUUUGGUUUUGGUUUUGAUUUUUAAAGGAAACAAACAACAACAACAACAGAAAAAACAAAAAAAGACCUUUGGAAAAUCAGUUGCUUUUUUUCUUAACGGACUCUGUAUGCUAAUGCUCUCCCUGUCAGUCAGUCUGCCCACCUGCUACUCUGUAUUAUUUCCAGAUGUUUCCAGCUUCCUCGUGGGUGGGGGGGUCAAACGGGGGGGGGGAAGAGGAGGAAAGAGAUGGAUCUCCAUGUUGUAGCUCAUUCCUCCCCUCUGCUGCUUCUGUAAAUCUGGAAUGGUCCCGACCUUUCCUCCCUCUAUACCCCAUAGACCAUAGAGUCGGUCCUCCAAGGUCCUGUUGCCAUUCCUUUUAGCCGUCCCUGUUUCCUACUGAGACUUGCAACCUGUGGCCUCCCCACCCUGUGGUUCCCUCACGCAUGCCCCAUGCCCACUUCUUUGCAUGGUCUCUUGGGAGAGAAGAGCUAUGUCACCCAGCCAGCCCGACCCGACUGUCCACACCUCCCCUACCAAUAUGGUCGCCUCGGCACCCCCUGGCCCUUGUGCCCUGAGGCAGACCAACCUCGUUUCUUUUUACAAACAGUCAGCUUUUUCUUACCAAGCCCUCACUGUACAGAACAUCCCUUUGACAAUUCUUUUGGGGUCCCCUCUCUUCCCUGACUUCCAGCCCUUUUUAUGUUGGUUUAGCACAAAACUUCCCCUCCCUGGCACCUCCAAACCAAACCUACCAGUCGAUGUUAAUUGUUUUAUAUCUAUUUAAUCUUAUUCGAUGGAAACCAUGCUUUAGUUGUUUUAUACUUUGCCAGGUAGACUUUAAUGAACAGCCCCUCCCAACUACGCCCUCAUUUUUUUAAAAAAGGAAAAAAAAAAAAACCACACACACAAAAAAAAUAGAGACUUUGGGUUUCAGUCUCAGUCUUAAUUCACUUUCCGUGGCAGGUUUUCUUUUGUGCGUGUGCCUGUGUGUGUGUAGAGUGAGUUCUGUUUUGUGUUUGUUUCUUUGUUGAUUUCUGUCGUUGCUUUCCUCCCCAACCCCAGCCCCCGGUUCCGUACUUCACAGCACCCUGGUGCAGAGAGAAGCAGAAGCAGAAAAAAAUAAAUAAAAUAAAAUAAAAAAGGAAAAAAAACAAAAGAAAAAAAGGAAAAAAAAUUUAAAAAGAAAAAAAAAACCCGAAGAACUGAGACAUGCCCCCUCCCCCCUCCCCGCACUGUUGCUUUCUUGAUGGUUUAAUAAUACAUACUGUCACGUAGCUGUGUACAAAGAGAUGUGAAAUACUUUCAGGCAAAAAUAAACUGUAAGUGACUCAUCGAA